AAAACACCCGUGACUGCGGUUGCAGAAAGUUCGAACCAAGAAAGUGAAGAAGACUUAUUUUUGGCAACCGCAAAGAGCCUAGGUAAAUCAGAUUGGAUAUUAGAUUCGGGUUGUUCGUUUCACAUGUGUUCAGUUAAGGAAAAGUUUGAUACCUAUCAAACUUGUGAUGGGGGUGCUGUGAAGAUGGCAAAUGCAGAGUUAAAAUCAGCACUGACCUUUACGCGCUUCUUUUUCUCCGAUCUCAUCAUAAUCGUCUUAUCUAAACAGGAUACACGCUUCCUCGGUCUCCGUGAACCACCCCCUCCCCCAAAUUCCGGAGUCUGCUCCUCUCGCUCAGGUCUUCACUCUCAUUUCACCGUCUUCUUCACGGCCGUGCAUCUCUCGAUCCAAUCCCAGUGUGCUGGGCAGUAUGGCAUUGGUAACCACUGCAGAAGUAUGUGAUGCAAACGCACAGCUAAUUGUGGGAGGGGAACUCCGUGCUCUCCAGCCGGGCUUCCAGAUAUAUGGCAGGCGCCAUGUUUUCUUUGGCCCAGUCGUGACCCUGAAAGUGUUCGAAGACAAUGUCUUGAUCAGGGAGUUUCUGGAGGAGAAAGGGAACGGCCGGGUUCUGGUGGUGGACGGCGGCGGCAGUUUGAGGUGUGCAAUCUUGGGCGGCAACCCCGUGGUCCAAGCCCAAAAUAACGGAUGGGCUGGGAUUGUGGUGAACGGGUGCAUAAGGGACGUCGAUGAGAUCAAUGGGUGUGAUAUUGGGGUGAGAGCUUUGGCUCCCCAUCCCAUGAAAGCCAACAAGAAAGGGCACGGGGAGAAGCACGUCCCCGUCACCAUGGGUGGGACCCGCAUAUGUGACGGAGAGUGGCUUUAUGCAGACACCGAUGGCAUUCUCGUCUCCCGAACCGAGCUCUCAGUUUGAGAAGAUGAUGAUGAUGCUUGUUGGGCUUAUAUAUGUGGCAAAGAAGCCACCAUAUUCCUCCGAACCGAGCUCUCUGUUUGAGAAGAUGAUGAUGAUGCUUGUUGGGCUCAUAUAUGGUAAGCAGCUGCAAAACUUCCACAACUUAUGGGUAUGUAAUUACGUUAUCAAUUUUAUUAUUAUUAUUGUGCUAUUUCUAGAACUUGAUUUUCCACUAUGGCAAUGUGACCCAGACCCAGUCUAGGUUAGCUGGGCAUUG
Messenger RNA from Cuscuta campestris, 1166 nucleotides. Lineage: Eukaryota; Viridiplantae; Streptophyta; Magnoliopsida; Solanales; Convolvulaceae. The record is from the annotation of a GenBank genome assembly.